Messenger RNA from Leishmania mexicana MHOM/GT/2001/U1103, 1134 nucleotides. RefSeq lists its product as hypothetical. The record is from RefSeq and is a predicted model, not a curated record. Gene Ontology annotation, molecular function: nucleic acid binding; zinc ion binding. The transcript has a single exon. The coding region runs from base 1 to 1134 and encodes 377 amino acids. Gene Ontology annotation, cellular component: cytoplasm. Lineage: Eukaryota; Euglenozoa; Kinetoplastea; Trypanosomatida; Trypanosomatidae.
AUGGGAGAGGGGCGCAUUCGCUGUUACUACGAGGUGCUCGAGGUGGAGCGGAAGGCCACCUAUGAUGAAAUUCGCGCCGCCUACAAGAAAAAGUCACUCCAGUAUCACCCCGACAAGAACUACGGCAAUCAAGAGGAGGCCGCUGUGCGUUUCAAAGAGGUUCAAAACGCCUACUCAAUCCUUAGCGACGCCGACGAGCGGGGAUGGUACGACUCCCAUCGCGAGGCGAUCCUGCGGGGCGGCGAUGGCACCGGUGACCCGGACGAAUUGAACCUGUACGAGUACUUCACCGCAGGCUGCUUCGACGGCUUCGACGACGGUGAAAGCGGGUUCUACACUGUUUACCACAAGGUGUUCGACAUGCUUAUCGAGGAGGAGUGCAACUACGACUCCCGCUCAAAGUUGUGGCCGGGCUUCGGCACGAGCACGAGCGACUGGGCGGAUGUUCAGAAGUUCUACGGACACUGGCGCAACUUCAGCACCUACAAGACAUUCAGUUGGAAGGAUGAAUACAAGGUGAAUGAGAUGGAGGAUCGCUACUCCCGCCGCAUGGCUGGCCGCAUCAACAGCAAGGCGCGCGACGGCGCCAAAAAGGAGUACGUGCGCACCGUGCAAAGCCUUGCUCAGUUCGUUUACCGCCGGGACCCGCGUGUGAAGGCGGAGCUGGAGCGUCAGGAGGAGGAGGAGCAAGCGAAGCGCCAGGAGCGUGAGAGGCAGGAGAUCGAACGUCUGAAGCGGCGUCGCGAGGCGAACGAACGCGUGUGGGCUGAGGCCGCGGAGCGCGAGGCCCGCGAGGAGGCAGAGCGGGCGGCACGAGGUGAGGCCAUGGAUGGGUCGAUAUUGGAGAUGCUGUAUGAAAAGGAGCGGCAAACGAAGGAGAUGAUGCGUGGCAACGGCGGUGUCGGCGCGCACACGGCCGGCUUUGCCAUGCUAGGAGGGGACGAUGACGAGGUGGUGGCGGUGUUCAACUGCCCCGCGUGCAAAAAGCAGUUCAAGUCCGAAAACCAAUACAAGGAGCACGUCCGUAGCAACAAGCACAAGACAAAGCUGAAGCAGUUGGCCGCCAAGGGCACGGAUGUGACUGCGCUCAUGGGCGAGAAGGUAGAGGGCAGCAGUGACGUUACGGAGGAGUGA